Medioppia subpectinata is the source of this 1584-nucleotide messenger RNA. Lineage: Eukaryota; Metazoa; Arthropoda; Arachnida; Sarcoptiformes; Oppiidae. The record is from the annotation of a GenBank genome assembly.
ACGUUUACGGACCCGAAAAUUGUCUGCUAUUACAGCGCUUGGGCUGUAUAUCGAGAGAAACCUAUGGCUUACGAUAUUGAAGAUAUUCCGGCAAACCUUUGCACUCAUUUAAUCUACUCUUUUAUUGGUUUGGAUAAUAAGACAUACGAAUUAAGAAACAUUGAUCCCAUUUAUGACAUCGAAAAGAAGGGAUUCGAACGGUUUGUCGGUCUUCGCAAAAAUUACCCCAAACUUAAGAUAAUGAUAGCGAUUGGCGGAUGGGCUGAAGGGGGCAAACAGUACUCGGAAAUGGUUGCCGAUCCUAACAAAAGGGAGCGAUUCAUUCAACAAGUGGUCGAUUGGCUUAACAAAUAUAAUUACGAUGGCUUUGAUCUCGACUGGGAAUAUCCCGGAGCCGGUGAUAGACAGGGUUCCUAUUCUGACAAACAAAACUUCUUAGAACUCGUAAAGGAAUUAAGAGAAGAGUUUGAUAAACAAAGCCGUAAAUUACUGUUGACGGCAGCCGUUCCCGUCGCUAAGUUUCGGCUACAGGAAGGCUAUGAAGUAUACGAGUUGGCACAAUUGCUGGAUCAAAUCCAUUUGAUGACAUAUGAUCUUCGGGGCAGUUGGACAGGCUUUGCGGACGUCCACUCACCACUAUAUAAGCGACCCAUCGAUGAAUGGGCCUAUGAGAAGCUCAAUGUGAAUGACGGCACAAACUUAUGGCACACAAUGGGAGCCCCGAAACAUAAACUGAUUGUUGGCGUUCCCUUCUAUGGCCGGACCUAUACGUUGGGCGGUAAAGACAAUCACGGACUCAGAGCACCGAUUCAGAGAUGGAAUUCUAAUAAUGGAGGCGGAGAACCUGGAUUAUAUACUAAUGCAUCAGGCUUUUUGGCUUAUUAUGAGAUAUGUGUAGAAACAAAUGCUGGCAAAUGGACCAAAGAGUUUGAUGACAUCGGGAAGUGUCCGUACGCUUAUCGGGACACCCAAUGGACCGGUUAUGAAGACGAGAAUAGUAUUGGCAUUAAAAUGGAUUUUAUUAAAAGCGAAGGCUAUGGCGGAGGAAUGAUUUGGGCCAUAGAUUUGGAUGAUUUCACUGGUGUUUGCGGCGGAAAGAAGAAUGCGUUGCUUAAUGUUAUGAACGAUAAACUAAAAGGUUAUCAAGUGUUAGUUCCCGAUCCGUCCAAACUGACCACAACGGCUAAACCGGGCAAUCAGUGGUGGCCGACCACUACAACAAAGAAAGCUAAGGUAACCAAACCAUCCGUAGUCUCCGUUACACCAACUAUGACCACAACUGUCAAACCCAAACCAACAAAGCCAUCGGUUGUGUCCAUUACACCAAACGUAACCACAGCUGCCAAACCCAUACCAAACAAACCAUCGGUUGUAUCCAUCACUGGUAGCACAACUCCAAACCCAACUCCAAACACCACUCCGAGCACUACUCCGAGCACUACUGCCAGCACUACGAGUAACACCACUCCUAUGAGCAGCACAAUUAACACAUCCACUGAAAGGCCAAAGCCAUCGACAGAAGCGGCGCCGACGUCUGUCACUGACAAAUGCGCGGAAGAAGGCGUUCAGUUUGUGGCCCACUGA